Messenger RNA from Theileria parva strain Muguga, 2068 nucleotides. It is a transcript of the gene Ddx42, whose product is annotated as DEAD/DEAH box helicase family protein. The transcript has a single exon. The record is from RefSeq and is a predicted model, not a curated record. Bases 470 to 2029 code for a protein of 519 amino acids. Lineage: Eukaryota; Apicomplexa; Aconoidasida; Piroplasmida; Theileriidae. Gene Ontology annotation, molecular function: ATP binding; nucleic acid binding.
UUAUUAUUAAAUAUUCAUGAUGUACGAUAGUAAAUGAAGAAAUUAUAAUUUAUCCUAAUGAUAUUAUAAAAAGUUUAAAUAUAAAAAAUAUAUUGACAUAAAUAAAAUGAAUCCAGGUAUUUUAAACUAAUUUGAAUGUGGAUUAUAAAAUAAUUUUAUUUUUGCAGAUUCUAAGGAAAACAACAAAGAUUCCAUAGAUGAUUACAUAGAAACGUUGGUAGAAUCAAAGCCGGUGGUAUUCAGCAACUCGGAAAUAUGUUAUAAUGACAAUGAAAGACAUUUAGAAGAAUUUUACCAUAUUUUAAAGAAAAAUAAAGAAAAAAAUGAAAAUGAUUCCACUUUAUAUGCUAAAGAAAGCCAACAUGAACUAAAUAUCGCAAAAACAAUAAAACCUUCACUGACACAGAAUGAUAUAAGUGUAAAAGAUUACGUAAAGAACAUAUACAUACCAGAUGAAGAGGUGGAGUCUAUGAGUCUAGAAGAAUGCGUGAAUUUCAAGAAAAGAUUCAACAUCGAGACGUUUGGAACGAGAGUUCCAAAGCCCAUUUCCUCAUUUAUCCACUUAUCGAAGAGUAUACCAACAACUAUUCUGAACCGCAUAGAAAAAAUGGGAUUUUACGAGCCGACGCCCGUACAGAGUCAAGUAAUACCGUGUAUUUUGCAGGGAAGGAACACAAUAAUAUUAUCUGAAACGGGAAGCGGAAAGACCAUAUCAUACUUAAUACCAAUAGUGGUAAAAGUACUUGAUUUAAUUAAGCAGUGGAAGUCAGUUUCAGGUAAAAAGAAUGUGUACGCACUGAUUCUCACACUCACCAGGGAACUAUGUAACCAGGUUUAUAGCUUGCUGCAGAAGCUCUGCAAGGGAAUUAAUUUAAGAAUAACACUAAUCACAGCGGGAGUUGAUAAGACUGAAAUGUUCAGAUCAGUGUACAACGGAUGUGAAAUCGCAAUUUGCACUCCUCAAAGACUAGUUGAUAUGAUUUCAUCCAAGGGAAUUAAUUUGUCAGAAUCUAAGUUUUUCGUACUUGAUGAAGCCGAUAAGAUGUUUACAAAGGAGUACGAAUCUAAGGUAAUAAGUAUACUAAAUUUACUGAGAGACGAUACCCUCAUGGUGUUAGUUUCGGCAUCAACAACUGAUGAGAUAUACAAGAAGAUAAAGUCUCUAGUAAGAAACACAAUAACAGUGAAAGUAGGCUUGUCAGACGUAAUUAACCUUGAGAACAUACAACUUAAAUUUCUAACAUUCUUCUCACAUAACUUUUUGGCUCAGAAAAACACCUGGCUGGAAGAUAAUCUACCGGCACUUGAGUCACAAUCGCAGGUAAUAAUUUUCUGUAACUCAAGAGAAACAGUUGAACAGCUGUAUUCAUUCCUCUACUCAGCUUACAAGUCCUGCUGUAAACUUUAUGGAGAUAUGCUACCGACAGAACGACAUGGGACAAUUUCGUUCUUCAAGAAGGGUAAUUACCGAACACUCAUUGCAACGGAUUUGGUUUGCAGAGGAUUAGAUAUACCAGCAGUUGGAGUGGUGAUAAACUACGAUACCCCGAGACAUUUUCAUACAUUUCUACAUAGAGUUGGAAGGUGCGCAAGAGGGAGUUCCAAGGGAACGAGUUACACAUUUUUCACAAAAAAUGAUAAUAAGAUGGCAGCAUAUAUAUUAAAUUACCUAGAAAAUGAAAGUAAAAAGUCGAAAAUCAAGAUAAACACUACAGAAGAUCCUAAUUCCACUGGCUACAUAACAAUCCCUGAACAUUUGAAGGCCUUGGCAAUGACAUUUGGACCAUACAAAAGAUCUAAACAGCUGGGAAUGGACUUCAUAGAAUACAUGUCAAAGGGCACGUUGUUGAAACAGAAUAGUAAUCGGGGCAAGCGGCCUUUAGAAGUGAAUAAAACGAGUGCAUUUGUCACUAGUAAGUUUAGUAAAACAUCAACACAUGAUUUCACAAUCAUCGGAUAUAGCGAAGAAGAGAACAUAGGGAAAGAAUACACAGCAAAUGAUGAAAUAUCAAGCUCAGAUGAAGAAUAAUUAUUUUUUUUAAUUUACAGUUAAUUUAUUAUAUUUAUA